AUGAUAGUUGGUGUUAGCACCACCCCUGGAGUUGGUGUGACCACCCUCUUUGCAAUGGAGUCUAGUCCUGGAGCAUCACCAGUCGUGACCGAUAUUACCGCACAGAAGGGAGGCAAAGCGGGUAUUUGGCAAUCGGGAAUGGGCUUCGCCACAGAUGGAAACCGUUUCUUUACUGUCACAGGUAAUGGACAAGGCCACGCAAAUGGUGACGUUCCAUCAUCGGGUCGAUUACCCUUAUCAACCCUUGACGAGGUUGUGGCCAGUUUCACAGUGUCAGCCGCCGGCAAAGUUUCUCUGACAGACUAUUUCGAGCCCUAUGAAUACCUGUCUAUGGACGCAGGUGACAGAGAUCUUGGAUCCUCAGGGGCUACGUUGUUAGAUCCGGCGGUGUUCAGCGGAACUGGGGUCUCAAGAAUUGCAAUUACUGUGGGAAAGAACGGCAAAGCUUACAUCAUGAAUGCCAAUAAUCUUGGCGGCUUCAAACAAGGCCCCGGAGGCAUCUUUACCCCUGUAGGCUCCCCGACGGUCUGUUACAAGAUUGGUCUGGAUUCCCAAGGGGCGCCAUUGUUCACCCUUGUUGGGCAGACGGCAACAAACUCGGCUGGCAGGGUCGGAAUCGGUGUUCCUACCGUCACUUCAUACAAAGGUGAAGCUGGUACUGGCAUUCUCUGGAUAUCGGAUCCCAAUCUCGGCCUUCAAGCCUUCAACGCAGUUCCUGUCAAUGGCAUCCUUAAGUCGAUUCCUCUGACAGCUACGGGUGGACUGAACAAAUUCCAACGCCCUACUUUCGGAGAUAGCCGCCUUUAUGUUUCAGAUACCAGCGGCCAUGUCUUCUGUCUUGGAUCUCCCGUUUCUUUACCUCUUUUGUGCUCCCAGCCUGUUGAUUUUGGAGAUACUCCAAUCGGUUCUACUAGUACUCAGAUCGUCAAUUGCACGGCAUUAAUUCCUACCUCGAUCAAUGGUUGUGCAACUGGAGAUGCAACUUGGCAAUGUCUCAAUUCCACCUUUCCAAAAGGACAGCUAAGUAAAGGUCAAACGUUUCAAUUCCCCGUCACCUGGAACCUUACCCAGUCUUCAAUCAACGAUGCACAGAACGCUUCAUUUGGAAAAGUUCAACCCGGAGUAGCAAGUACCAACUUGAACUUGUACACCACAAAUGGCGUCCCCAAAUAUAGCAACAUUCUUCCAAUUUCACUUACCGGAAAUACUGUGUCCAAAGUCGCUUAUCUCACCAUUAACCCCCCUGAGGUCGAUCUGGGCGGAAUUGUCGUUGGAUCUGCCGGCGCCAAAACAGGCCUUUCAGCUUCACUCGUUCUGCAAAAUGUCGGAGCCCAGACUUUAAUCUUUUUGGGCAGCGCGUGGACAAGUAGUGUAGACACUGACGAUGGCCCUAUCGUUUUCCAAAAUAUCACUAAUGGAGAUUUAGGAAAUGGAUUCAGUUCUUCAAGUCUUCCCAAAGUUGGAGACACGCUCACAACUGGCCAAGGUCUAUCAAUUCCCGUCCAAUUUUUAGCCAACCAAACAGGUGCAUACUCCACGUUUCUGCAAUGGUGGACCACAGGAGGAAAUGGUUAUGUAUUAUUGACCGGCUCAGCCUCGACAGCUCCUAUUGCCAACAUUUCUGUCUCUACCAUUGAAGGCGGCUGGGACUUUUCAGAGCCUGUCAAUAUGGACUUCGGUAAUGUUGUAGCGGGAAGUACAGUUUCUCGGAACAUCCGAAUUUGCAAUUCGGGAGGAUCAGCAUUGACGAUCACGAAAAGCAAGCCGCCGAUUGAUGUAGAGCUUUUGGCACCCAAUCAUGGCACAGAUCUACAUGAAGCUCAGAAGAUUGACGUCAAUACUUGUGCUCUGGGUCAAGUUUCUAUUGUUGCAGCGCCACUUGGAGUCAACCGGCCUGAUCACACUGUUUCAGACGUCUGGAUUUUGAACGUUGAUGAUGUGAACUUCGGGGUCCACGACGUUGCCAUCUCUGCAAAUAUUGUCACCAGGCAAUUAGGCCCACUUCUACCAAAUGGCACAGCCGAGUUUUCUUAUCUUGGUUGCUAUUAUGAUGGAGCCGGGCGUCAACUUCUCAAGCAAUUCAAUAAUGCUACGAAUGAAAAUGGAUGGUGUCAAGCUACAUGCUUCAAAGCCGGAUAUAUCUUCGCUGGGACCGAAUACCAUACACAGUGCUGGUGUGGAAGCACAGCACCCAGUUACACCAAGUAUACCAACGACACUGUAAAAAAGUGUGAGAUGAGCUGCCCGGGAGAUAUUACACAAGCAUGUGGCGGUGACGGAACCUACGUUUCAAUCUACUAUGAUCGAACGAAAUAUGUUCCUGGUCCGGAUUCUAUUCCCGGGCAAUCUAGCCCUGGCUCAAGUUCAUUAUCAAUGUCAACUUCGAUGGCGGGAUCAACCGUCAAAUCAGGUUCAGCUACAUCAUCUCUGUCCUCAUCAUCAACUCCUUCGAUAUCAAUCUCAACAUCUAGCGCCACGUCCACACCCGGAAUCUCAACGGCCAGCACCACCACUUCAGCAAUUCAAGGGUUUACAUCUCUUGGAUGUUUCUCCGACCCAGCUGGAGGCCCUUUCCAAGCACACAACAUGCCGAAGCUCUUCAGUAACAAUAGCAUGAGUCCCGAGCUCUGUAUCUCCUCAGCACUUGCGCGGCUCUCCGCUACACCUGCUACCACUUAUGCCUUUGUUGGUGUCGAGUAUGGCCGAGAAUGCUUUGCUCAUACAGCAGCACCCUCGCCGCAACCGAGUAGUCUUUCUGGGAGUACUGCGUGCACGAUGACAUGUAAGGGAGACUCGAGUCAAAUGUGUGGAGGUCCAAACAUGUAUAACUUGUAUGCCACGACCACAGCUACGAUUACUGCAAGUGGGGCUUCUGGGUGA
Molecule: messenger RNA, 2880 nt
Organism: Lachnellula hyalina
Lineage: Eukaryota; Fungi; Ascomycota; Leotiomycetes; Helotiales; Lachnaceae
Product: WSC domain-containing protein
Exons: 8
Coding region: 1-2880 (959 amino acids)
Cellular component (GO): plasma membrane
Source: RefSeq, a predicted model, not a curated record